Molecule: messenger RNA, 3212 nt
Organism: Clupea harengus (Atlantic herring)
Lineage: Eukaryota; Metazoa; Chordata; Actinopteri; Clupeiformes; Clupeidae
Product: transmembrane protein 205
Source: RefSeq, a predicted model, not a curated record
GGCCUACAUUGGUUAUGGCGAAUGCAUCCAGUAUACGCGUUCUAAAGUUUAUCUGAAGUUCGUAACGAAGUUGGCUACGUUGAGAGGUAAAUCCUAUGUAAACGUCUUUCUGGAGAACUGGAUACAUUCUAGAAGUGGCCACUUGGGGUGGACAUUGUACAAGCUGGCAGUUAAGACAGCAACAUCUCCGGUUCACUUCUGCACUGACGACAAGCAGCCACUCAGGUUGUACUUUCGUGAAUUUAACUACCAAUAAGAAGUUAGCUACUUGGGGAGACACUCGGAAAGUCGCUCGCUUUUGCCGUUCCGUUUUCAGCUUGAGAAAUCGUGAGACAUUCAGAACGCAGCCAGCUGUGUGGUCGUGGAUCUUUUCUGCUUUGCUGUUGCUAGAAACCAGAGAGAAUCAGCGUGAAAGAGGUGCAAGAGACCAUAGUGCCCGGUGGCAUUGGCUACAGAGGGCGUCGUCAUGGCAACGGACAGGGAGCCUACCGCCACUGCUAAACUCCUGCACCUCAUCUUCCUGUCUACCUUUUGGGGAAUGCAGAUAUGGGUCACAUUCAUUUCCAGCUUUGUGAUGGACAACCACCUCAACAGGCACACGUUUGGGUUCAUCCAGAGCAGACUGUUUCCCUUCUACCAUCACAUGGGCUCAGCCUGUGCCUUCUUCAAUCUGGCCAUUUAUGCCGUCUACCACCCUAGUGAUCUUCUAGAUGAAAAGGAAGCCUUCCAGAUCUUUAUAUUCUUUGUGUGCGUGACGGUGGCUGCCAUCAAUGCCCAGUGGUUCGGCCAGAUGGCCUCUGAGAUCAUGGCGGACAUGCACCUCAUCGAGCAGGCCUGUGGACUGGGCCUGGACAUUGGCCUCUCCUCCAACCGCGAGGUCUACGCCAAGCUCUGUGACUCCGACGCCAAGUACAAGAGGCUCAGCAGCCGCCUCUGGCUCUACCAUCUCCUGUCGUCUCUGUGCAACCUCUGCUGCAUAGUCUGCAAUGGCUACAGUCUGUACUAUCUGGCCGAGAACCUUUCCACCAUCUGAUUCCACGAGAACUGGUCCCCCGACGAUUGCGCUUUACUCUCCCGCGAAUGCAAUGCAACCAUCCAUGUCUCUAUGUAAGCAUCAAAACCCUUCAAACUCUCAGGUACCUCUGAUGCUUGCAAAAUGGAAUUCUUUUUUUUUUUGACACGCUUUUUUAAUGUGUAUUUACAUCAGUAAGUUGUGGGUUCUUUUUUUUUUUUUUCAUCUUAAAUGUCUCCUGGACAAUCUUUAUUGACUAUCCAAAUGACUGUGGUAGUCUGCUGCAUGUUCCGUGAGUGACAGUUUAAUCUUGAGUAGUGUGACCAGCUGUAGCAACUGCCUGUUGACUUUGAUGAACACAAAGGGAAUAUGUGUUUUGUUUGGUUUUGUUUUGUUUUUCUCUGUUUGUCCUUUUAAGGUGCCACGAUGAUGUGUUUCUGAGUUUGAAAAUCUGCUAUGUCCAGUGCCUUUGUGUGUUAAGAGUUAAGUGCUAAUAAUUCUCUUUUUGACUGCCCAGUGUACCUUGGGCACUUGACUGUUGUUCCAUGGACAUUUAACCUUUCACCUGGAAUGGCUGCUUGGUUGGUUGUGCUCCACUGACAUUCUUACAUGCCAAAUACGCACACGCACACACACACACACACACAAUUACAGAAUGUAAACCCUGCUUUUUUCAUGCAAGUGCUUUAUUUUGUCUCUUUAUAAUAUAAUGUUAGGGUUUACUCCACUCUGUGAUGUGCAUUAGCUCUCCGACACAAACUGUUGGCAGUCCAUUGGUGCCUCUGUGGGAAGUGCCUGAACCCGCUGUGCCUGUUCUCCCCUCAGUCAUUUCUCUCACGCUGGGAAAUGUUGUUGGGCUUGUUAUGCUGCUGGUGGAGCUGACGAGAUGCUUACUCUAGCCUUGGCCAGCGCUGGCCUUCUAUCUGUGGGAAAUAGAGCUAACGAGAUGCUUACUCUAGCCUUGGCCAUCAGUGGAGCUAACGAGAUGCUUACUCUAGCCUUGGCCAUCAGCUCUGGCCUUCUAUCUGUGGAAAAUAGUUGCAAACCAAAGGUCUUUUUUUCUCAAAUAUAUGACUCACCCUGUGAACAGUUAUGACUUGUCACUUACUGAUACUGUCAGUAUAAGCAUUCAUUAGGCGUCAGUAUAAGCAUUCAUAAGGCGGGGGUUUCUCUUGAACCCUUCAGCAGUCAAUUAGCAGUAAAUGUAAAAAAAAAGUUACAUUGACAGCACCAGCAUAAAAGCGAAUGAUCCCUCUUGUUACUGUAAAUACAAUUGUUAUACAUUUUAUAAAAUAAACUCCACUAGCUGGGAGCCACCUGUUUACAGCAGGCAGGUCAUGGAGUACUGGGCCUCUCUGGUCCAAGGUCAGACAGAUGAAAUGGCAGCUGACCUAGGCCUAAUGAAUUAGUGUGGACUUCUGAUUUAGACAUUGUUUUUUUGUUUGUUUGUUUUCCGUGUAUAUGUUGUCUUGAGUCUCCUAUGUAGCCUUGGAACCACCUUUUUUUUGGCAGUUAUCUAUUCCUCUAGCAGUGUCUCACGCUCGGGGAGAGGUCUUGGCACUCGGCACAGGCUACCAAGCCCAAUGAGCAUGACAUGUUUCCCACAGCUCAAAAGGAUUGUUGUGACUGAGUGAAUAUUUACUUGAAUGCCAUUGUUGUCAAGUGUGCCGUAACUGCACUGAAAUCAAAAACAGUGCAUGUGUCAUCUGCAGCGCUAAAGGUUAAGACACAGAUGCAACAGAUUUGCUUUUAGUGCAUAUCAACAUGGAUGGGUGUGUUAUAUGACCUGGUCAAUGUCUUUUUAAGAAUUGAAAGAUGAGAAAUCACACAACCAGAGAUUUAUGAAUGAAAUCUACACACUCUCAUGAACAUGACUUGGUUGUCUUUGGGGAGUGAGGUGUAGGGAAUUAAGAGAGUUAAAUUUGUUUCAUUGUUACUUUGCCUGAAGUUUUGAUAUUUACCUAAAGGGCUCCACUUGCAGUCAUUUGUACUGUUUGUUAUUGCAACACACAAACAUGUUAAUUGUGUAAGAGGUUAAGGGUUAUUUAUAGAUGCCAUUUGUGGGUCUACGUCAUGCAUCAAGUAUUGAUUUUUAAUUGUGUGAUGCCCAUGGAGGUCGAGAGUCAAUGAGAUCAUUCAGAGUGAUCAGAGACCACUAUCAGGUUUGCAGUCCAUUAAAUAAACUGGAUUGAUCCCAUCA